AUGAAUCAACAAAAAAUUUCAUUCCGAAAGUCUCAGAAGGAUCAAGCAACCAUCGAAGAACUUGUAAACGAUGCCGCACCUACAACGAUCUCUGUCCCAGAACCUGUGAAAGACCUCAUCUCAGAACUAGUAACAGAGGCCGAAAGAGUAAUUGAUACAGAAGCUGGUGAGAGUGAAAGAGAGUAUGAACGUGGGAAUGUGGAUUCAGAUAGUAGUGAAAAUGACGACAGAGAUGAUUGCGAAGUUGGUGUCGAAGAUACAACAGGGUACAAAGAGACAGUGGAUAUGGCUGAUGUAGAAGAAGAGAACGAACCUGAACUGGUCGAAGUGAUAGUGUGCGAGAACUUAGAAGAACACUUUGGAGAUGUUGCUAGGGAAGAUGAUAAUGAUAACUUGGGUGAAGAUGGUGGAUUUGAUAUUUGGGACGACGAUGCUAUUCCAGACCCGUUAUCAGCUACAUCUGUCUAG
This is a messenger RNA of Raphanus sativus (radish), 468 nucleotides long. RefSeq lists its product as uncharacterized. The record is from RefSeq and is a predicted model, not a curated record. Lineage: Eukaryota; Viridiplantae; Streptophyta; Magnoliopsida; Brassicales; Brassicaceae. Bases 1 to 468 code for a protein of 155 amino acids. The transcript has 2 exons.